AUGGGCACCGUCGAAGGAACCCAUAUGGGCCAACUGUCGGUGGGCCUGCUCGCAACGGAAGUCAAACGGGGAAACGACGACGAGGAGACGGAAGCAAGGGAGACAUAUAAAAGGGGCCUCAGGGAAAUCAUAACCAGAGUUUACGUGGGGGACUACGAGGACUCCAAGAACAUCCUGCUCCUCAGCAGCAUCGGCAUUACGCACAUCAUAAUCGUAAGGUGCAAAGAAGAACAUCAAACAGCUAGGAUCAUUUACCCACAUAAGUUCGAGUAUUACAUCAUCGACCUGGACGACCAUUAUGACUGCACGCACUGUACUCAUUUGAAAUUUCUGCUCGAUGAGAUCCUCUUUGAAAAUGGCCAAAAUAAAGUCUUUAUCCACAGCUACUUCUCCCUUGAUAAAAUUCUCUCCCUCUUGGUAUUCUACAUCGCGACGACGCUAAACCUCGACGUGGAGGACGUCCUGGCCUACGUGAAGAAAAUCGUCCCUGAUUUUUCCAUGGAUACAGGUGAGAGGGAUAUUUCCUUUUGGUUGUUAUAA
This is a messenger RNA of Plasmodium fragile, 540 nucleotides long. RefSeq lists its product as uncharacterized. The record is from RefSeq and is a predicted model, not a curated record. The transcript is spliced from 4 exons. NCBI's taxonomy places the organism in Eukaryota, Apicomplexa, Aconoidasida, Haemosporida, Plasmodiidae. The coding region runs from base 1 to 540 and encodes 179 amino acids.